Cuscuta europaea is the source of this 377-nucleotide messenger RNA. NCBI's taxonomy places the organism in Eukaryota, Viridiplantae, Streptophyta, Magnoliopsida, Solanales, Convolvulaceae. The record is from the annotation of a GenBank genome assembly.
CUCUCAUCCCACACCCUCUCUUUCAUUUCAAGAGCUCUCAUCUCCAUUUUUGAAGGUUUCAAGGCCUCCACAUCUAGUUGUCUCUAAGGUAACCAUCUCUUCUCAAAUAUUGAGGGAAGAAGAUGAUGAAGGUGUGGACAUUGAAGACUUGGAGCAGAGUAUUCACUUCAAGCUGACGAAUGACUUAAAAUGUAAGGCUGAAGAACAGUUCCAAGUGAACGCUAAUUCAUUUACAAAAAUGAUACCAUGUGACUUCUUUUGCAAGGGAUUAUAUGCACUAGUCUUGAAGAAUGCUGAAGUAUAGAGUGUUGGGAAAAUGUGUCCGUUUUGAACUUGUGGUUUUUUGAACAUGUAAUUUUUUCAUAUACAGUUGGGAA